GGAGUUGCAAAAAUGCUUGCCAAAUGCUCUAAAAAGUCCAUGGGCAAAUCAUGCCUUGAAUCUUUCGAUUUCAAAAAGCAGCAGUGUCCAAGCAGUAAGAAAUACUGUAGGUAUAAUGAAGUAAUUGCGUUCUUCAAAGCAUCCGCUAAAAGAAAUACAGUAUUAAAAAGAAAACUAGAUCGAUAUCAAAUUCAUAGUAUGUGCGAAUCACGAUUGACUGAGAGGCAUGAUUCUGUGCGCCAAUUUGAAAGCAAAUUCGAGAAAAUUGUAGAGUUAGUAAAUAUUAUAUAAAAUUGGAAAGACCGCGACGCUUCUUCAAAAGCGGAUUCUUUGAAGACAUUACUUCCACCAAAUUUAUCGUAUUACUAAAGUGUUUGUGUGAUAUAGUAGCUUUCACAGUCAACCUGAGUAAGAUUUUACAAUCAAAAACAAUUGACUAACAAUACGCUGUCAAACUCAUAGGAAAUACUAUUUCAGUUGUACAAGACCGACGCGCAAAUUCCGAGCAACACUUUAGAAUACUAUUCACAUCUAUAAUAAAAUCGCAUUAAACGCUGGGUAUUGAACUGGCUGUGCGAAGAAUAACAAGCAGGCAAAUGAAUAGACCGAACACAGUUACGUCUGACAAGGAAAAUCAUUACAUCCUGAACCUAUGUAUAUGUCCCUUUACUAGAUAAUAUAUUACAGGAUUUGGUAUACCGGUUCAAUGAAGAAUCUUUGAAUAUAUACAAUUUUAAUAUUUUCUUUGCGUCAGUAUUGAAUUCAAAAACUGAAGCUGAAGUAAUGGACAUAUUAGUAAACAAUCUCUAAAUUAAAAGCAGAAUUCGACACUUGGAAGUGACGUACACAAGAUAUUGUAGACAGUGGAAUGUCUCUAUAUUUAUCAUGUGAUGAAAACAUUUUUCCUUCAAGUAAUAUAUGCCUACAAUUAUUUCAUUGCCGGGAUAUUAAAAUAGACGUGAGUACAAUCAUAGGUUGAUUUUGUAAUAUGAGAACACCUGAACUUUGCCUGAGGUUGUCUCUCAAAUCCAUCUCCCUUCUGUUGGCCAAUAAAUAAAAAAGCAGAUGUACUUAAGGGUUUACUGACGUUUAAACCACCACGGUGAUCUUUUCCAAAGUAUCCAAUCAAGAUAAUAUAUUUAUUUAUUGGCCAGCAGAUUGGUAUAAAAGUCUUUUCAAAUUCUGUUCAAAUCACUUUCUAAGCUAAUGUAAUGAUUGUUUUAUUUUUAGAGUGUGAACUGAUGUAGUUUCAUAGUUUAUAUGUUUUUGCUUUUUGAGACUGGCUAAGAGAAUGUAGUUAUGCAAUGAAUAUUUUUUGCGUUUUUCUCAUGUUUAAGAAUUUUAUUUUCAUUUACAUUCAGUUUUAUACUUUAUAGAAAUCGUACCAUAUUUGUUAUUGUUAUUUUUUUCAUGCAGAUGUAUUUUUUGUUGUUUUGUCUGACAUUCUUAUGUAGAAAAGUCUGCGAUAGAUUAUAUUAUUUUGCAUUUUUGUUUUAAUAUAUGAAGAUUGCUCGAGCUUGGUUUGCUUUAUUUAGACUUUGAUUU
This is a messenger RNA of Acanthoscelides obtectus, 1545 nucleotides long. Lineage: Eukaryota; Metazoa; Arthropoda; Insecta; Coleoptera; Chrysomelidae. The record is from the annotation of a GenBank genome assembly.